Messenger RNA from Pomacea canaliculata, 2895 nucleotides. RefSeq lists its product as uncharacterized. The record is from RefSeq and is a predicted model, not a curated record. Gene Ontology annotation, cellular component: extracellular region. The coding region runs from base 157 to 2493 and encodes 778 amino acids. The transcript is spliced from 15 exons. Gene Ontology annotation, molecular function: chitinase activity; chitin binding. Gene Ontology annotation, biological process: carbohydrate metabolic process; chitin catabolic process. NCBI's taxonomy places the organism in Eukaryota, Metazoa, Mollusca, Gastropoda, Architaenioglossa, Ampullariidae.
UGGGCGAACAAUGAUUCACACAGGCAGAUGACAACACACGAGGGCAAACACGAGUAGAGGAGAAGAAAAGCUCUAACCUCCGUCAAAGGCCUUCCUCGUCUCGACAAAUAUUGUCACGAGCCUCUCAUCCACCGCAUCCGCCAGCUUUCUCAGAGGAUGUGCACAAGUGCAGGAAGGAUGAAGCCGCUUCAGCUGGUCAUCAUCUUCUGCUUGACAGCGGUUUCAGCUUCAGAAUGUCCCAGACGAGUGUGUUACUACACCAACUGGUCGCAGUACCGGCCGGACCAGGGCAAGUUCUUUCCCGAGAACAUCGAUGUCAACCUUUGCACUCACCUCAUCUUCGCCUUCGCCAAGCUGCAGGGCAACAACCUGGCUCCCUACGAGUGGGACGACAUCAGCACUCCGUGGUUAAAAGGCCUGUACGAACGCUUCAAUGACCUCAAGAUCCUCAACCCCGGACUGGUCACUCUCCUGUCAGUGGGCGGGUGGACCUUGUCGUCUGCUCCUUUCAGCGCCAUGGUGGCCACAGCCGCCGGGAGACAGGAGUUCGCCAACUCCAGUGUGCAGUACCUACGAAAAUACGGUUUUGAUGGCCUGGACCUUGACUGGGAAUAUCCUGGAUCACGUGGCAGUCCCCCUGAGGACAAGCAGCGCUUCACAUUGCUGGUGCAGGAAGUGAUGUCCACCUUCGAGAGAGAGGGACAGACAACAGGCCGGCCACGGCUUCUGCUGACCGCUGCUGUUGCAGCCGGUAAGGACAACAUUGAUGCUGGAUAUGACAUACCAUCCAUUUCUCGGACGCUGGACUUUCUCAAUCUGAUGACGUUCGACUACCACGGCUCCUGGGAAUCGUUCACCGGUGAGAACAGCCCACUGUACCCCUUGAGCCACGAGAUAGGAGCACAACGAUUUCUAAAUGUGAACUGGUCAGUGAGCUACUGGCUGGACAAGGGAGCAUCACCAGAGAAGCUUGUGGUCGGUUUACCUUCUUAUGGUCGGAGUUUCACGCUGGCCAAUAAAAAGGACAAUGGAGUCGGUGCCCCUACCAAUGGACCUGGUCACCCGGGCCCCUACAGUCGGGAGAGUGGAAUUCUGACAUACUAUGAGAUCUGCACUCAGAUAGCCACUGCCGACAAGUUUGUCAACGACACGGAGCAGGAAGUGCCUUACCUCGUCAAGGACGACCAGUGGAUGGGCUUUGAUGAUGAAAGCAGCCUCAUAAUCAAGGUGCAGUACAUAAAGAACCGGAAGCUGGGUGGUGUCAUGGUGUGGACCCUGGAUAAUGACGACUUCUCUGGAUCCUUCUGUGGCUCUGGACCCUAUCCGCUCAUAACAACAGUCCACAAGGAGUGUAUAGCCCCAUCAUGUCGGAGGCGAGUGUGUUACUACACCAACUGGUCGCAGUACCGACCGGACCAGGGGAGGUUCUUCCCAGCGAACAUCGAUGUCAACCUUUGCACUCACCUCAUCUUCGCCUUCGCCAAGCUGCAGGGCAACAACCUGGCGCCAGUCGAGUGGAACGAUCUCUCGGUCUGGAGCACCGGGCUGUACCGUCAAGUCAAUGACCUGAAGCUACAGAAUGCGAACCUGACCACAUUGCUGGCUGUGGGCGGGUGGACCUUGUCGUCUGCUCCCUUCAGCGCCAUGGUGGCCACAGCCGCCGGGAGACAGGAGUUCGCCAACUCCAGUGUCCAGUACCUCCGACUACACGGCUUCGACGGCCUUGCCCUUGACUGGCAGUACCCGGCAGCCCGAGGAAGUCCACCCGAAGACAAGGGACGAUUUGUCUUGCUUUUAGAGGAAGUGAUGUCCACGUUUGAGCGAGAGGGGCAGACAACAGGCCGGCCACGUCUUCUGUUGACCGCUGCUGUUGCCGCCGGUAAGGACAUCAUCGAUGCUGCCUACGACAUACCAGCUAUUUCCAGAAAUGUAGACUUCAUGAACCUGAUGGCCUUUGACUACCAUGGACCGUGGGAUGGUGUGACAGGACAGAACAGUCCAUUGUAUUCCUUGCCGGAGGAGAUUGACAGUCAAUUGUUUCUCAACGUGAACUGGUCAGUGAACUACUGGCUAGACAAAGGGGCAUCACCAGACAAGCUUGUAGUUGCGGUUCCUGCCUAUGGCCGAAGUUUCACUCUCAUCAACUCGCAAAAUACAAGCAUCGGGGCCCCGGCCAACACGUCUGGACUGGCAGGACCAUUCACCAGAGAGCCAGGAGUUCUCGCUUACUACGAGAUCUGUCCCCAAGUGCUGACCGCUGAUAUACUCGUCAAUACAACCCUGCAGGAGGUUCCCUAUCUGGUCAAGAAUGACCAGUGGAUUGGUUUUGAUGACCAGGACAGCAUUAGAACCAAGGUGCAGUACAUCAAGAGCAUGAAUCUGGGUGGUGUCAUGUUCUGGACACUGGAUCAGGACGACUUCUCUGGAACUUUCUGUGGCAAGGGACGUUACCCUCUCUUACGCACAGUUGAUGAGGAGUGUCGGGCCCUGUGAGGAUCUUAUGUCACAGAGAAACACGGAACAGUCAUUAACUAUGAUUCCAAUUAUGUAAAUUUAUAAACACUGCAUAUUAACAGGGUGCCAGCUUCCUUACAAAGUAAUGAGGCUCAUCGACAUUGCCUUCAAACACAGAUUUAUCUCCCUGUUAAUAUAUUGAUAAAUAACCGAAUGUUUUAGAUAAACAAAUGAUGAUUCCUGUACUCACUGGCGUGCACACACACGCAUACACACAAGUACAAAUGUGGAUGUGUUCCAUUUUUAUUGCUGUAACGAACAGGCAAGCGUUUGUCCCUUCACAAAACUCCGAGCACACAACAUCUCUGACCUCCUGCAAUAUUUACGAUCAUCGUAACUCCAAGAAUGACAGUCAAAAUAAAGUGGACAAUUGAAAUUGCA